Messenger RNA from Colletotrichum orchidophilum, 678 nucleotides. RefSeq lists its product as uncharacterized. Lineage: Eukaryota; Fungi; Ascomycota; Sordariomycetes; Glomerellales; Glomerellaceae. Bases 1 to 678 code for a protein of 225 amino acids. The record is from RefSeq and is a predicted model, not a curated record. The transcript is spliced from 6 exons.
AUGAAGGGAGUACAUACAGCUCUUGGUGGCGUCGUUGUGACAUUUAUUGCUCUGGUCCAAGGAAAUUCCGACAUCGUUUCUCUCUCUACCAAUGGUGCAGCCUAUAUUCAAGAGGCUAGUGCCACUCUCAUUCUCCCCAAGCUUCCUAGCUCCGUCUCGGGAGAUGUCUCCAUAUGGAGUGCCAUUAUGAUGGAACAGCAUGCGUACUUCCUGCAAGGCGUUACUUCCAACUCCCCUAGCGGGUCGUACUGCAACAACGGGGGAAAUAGUUGGUGCAACUUCGCGUUUUCCCUGGUUGGCAUGACUCCUACGGCUGGUGAUCCUGUCACUGCUUCUCCCGGGUCCACAAUCAGAACGCACUACAAGUUGAACUCAGCGACCAACCUCUGGGACCAAAACGUUUAUGUAAACGACAAACUCGCCUCUUCUGUCUCAUCCAGCAAAGGACAGAAGGGAAACCUCUUUUACAUCUCUAUUGAAUGCGCGUCUGGCAGCUGCGCUGCGCACCCCGCUCAUAGCUGGGAGGAUAUCUCGAUUGUGCUCAGUCAGGCCGACAAAAGUUUUGGGCACACCGGAGGUUGGAAGUAUGGUGCUACCGGCGGCGAAAUGUCAUCCCCCGACGGUGGCAAGACUUGGAACUUCAGCACCCUCAAUGUCCCAGCGCAGAAGGCUGGAUGA